Molecule: messenger RNA, 2826 nt
Organism: Trematomus bernacchii (emerald rockcod)
Lineage: Eukaryota; Metazoa; Chordata; Actinopteri; Perciformes; Nototheniidae
Gene: khdc4
Product: KH domain containing 4, pre-mRNA splicing factor
Exons: 13
Coding region: 139-1629 (496 amino acids)
Cellular component (GO): nucleus
Molecular function (GO): RNA binding
Source: RefSeq, a predicted model, not a curated record
GCGAGUACGCAGCAGUGGUGGUUAGCAACAUUCUCUCUACAUCCAUGCUAGCAACCAGCACAGACUACUGUGCAGAAAAAUAGGUUUUUCACCUUCAUUUGAACACUGAGAAGAACCUUUCCGCUUGACAGGAUAUUGAUGUCAUUUGGUGGAAUCCAAAACGGCGGUCGCCGCAGCAAAUGGGACCAGCCCGGCCCCGGCUCCGGCUCCAGUGGGAUGGGGGAGGCAGAGUCUGCUCCCACCGGGGCUCUGGAUGCUGCAGCUGCGGUGGCUGCCAAGAUCAAUGCUAUGUUAGUAGCUAAAGGAAAACUGAAACCCUCACAGAUAGGCGUCCCGGGACCCCCUGACAAGGCUGUGGGUGUGUGGAAGCCUCCAGUUCAAACAAAAGCCAAAGAUGACCUGGUCGUCGCUGAGGUGGAGAUCAACGACGUCCCGAUCAACUGCCGGAAUCUGCUGACGCGUGGACAAACUCAGGAUGAGAUCAGUAAAGUGAGUGGUGCUGCCGUAUCAACCAGAGGCCGUUACAUGGCGGCAGAGGAGAAGGGCAAAGCGUUACCAGGGGAUCGACCUCUGUAUCUACAUGUCCAAGGACAGACUAGGGAGCUUGUCGACAGGGCAGUUAACAGAAUCAAGGAGAUAAUCACCAACGGUGUGGUGAAGGCUGCAACUGCCUCAUCAUCCUCUUCAUCUUUCCCCCCUGGUGGGGCUUCAGGCACAGUUUACCAACAGCACAACCUACCUCCUCCAUCACUGCCCCCCAUAACCCACCACAAACCACACUUUCAGUCCGGGAUGCAUUAUGUUCAAGAUAAACUCUUUGUGGGCCUGGAGCACGCUAUCCCGGGGUUUGUGGUCAAAGAGCGUGUGGAGGGCCCCGGGUGUUCGUACCUGCAGCACAUCCAGGCGGAGACUGGGGCCAAAGUCUUCCUCAGAGGAAAAGGAUCAGGCUGUUUAGAGCCUGCUUCUGGACGAGAGGCCUUUGAACCCAUGUACAUCUACAUCAGUCAUCCUAAACCAGAAGGACUUGCAGCAGCAAAAACUUUGUGUGAGAACCUGCUUCAGACGGUCCAUGCAGAGUAUUCCCGCUUUCUCAAUCAAAUGAGCUCAAUGAUGCCAACACAACAAGGCUUUGCUCAGCCUCAAAUGGUGAAUGGAAUGCCUCCGCAGCCUCCGUAUUACCCCCCCGCUGGAUACCAGCAAGGCUACGCUAUGCCUGUACCACCACCUCAGCCACAUCCUGUCUCUCUCCCUUACACUGUCCCUCCCCCUUUACAUCCUGCAGGCGUGCCUCCUCAGUACUCUCCCUCCCCCCCCGCCCCCCUCCCUGCUCCCUCACACUCCCUCGCUCCGGCUCCUGCCCUUGCACCUCCUGCUUCAGGCACGAUGCCACAGACUCUUCCUCCUGUACCUUUUCCUCCAUCAGCUGCAGCGCCACCCAAAGCUCCACCUGCUGCCGCUCCAGUCAACCCACCUCAGAAGAGACGCUUCACAGAGGAGGUCCCAGACGAGAGGAACAGCGGCCUACUCGGAUACCAGGUGCAGGCUUCCCAGUGGGCAGCCCGGAGACUGCAGGACCCCCAACACAGAGUUCCUCUGGCCCACCGAGUGAGAGGGACAGUCGGCAGCUAAUGCCUCCACCCCUGCUGCCUGUGAACGGAGUGAGACCCAAGAUGGAGGAGAAAAGAGCACCGCAAGGCCCCGUGGGUAAGGGCAUUAUCAUGUGGACUGACAAAUCCCUGCCCAAAUCCAAAUCCACAGUUCCUGACUGUGGACUGUGUCCUUUAUAAGCUCAGCCUGGAUCUAUUCUCAGACUUAAUGUAGGGCCGCAAGAGGAAAAUGUAAAUCCUGUAAAUCCUCUCCGGGGCCACUUCAGUGGUUUUACUUGAAAGUAUUGAAGAGGUAUACUGUAUAUGUUACAUAAAGCCCAAGUAGAUGUAUAAAGAAGACUUAGCUGGCCCUAAAAAGCUUGUAUUUCUUUGGGUUUAUAUAUUAAGUGUUUGUGGCACAUUAGAUAAAUACCCCCACCCUCUCUAUUGGGCUUCUUAUGAUCCAUGCAGGAUUCUGCUGCUGUGACUAUUAAUCUCCAGAUAGUGAGGCGGAGCUAUGAAUCAACAUUUUUUGUGCAUUGUACAAUCCUUUGUCUGAUAAAUCGAGUCAACCUUGCCGUCCCGUUCUGAUGACAUCAUCAGUCCGGGGUUUGUCCAUAGUUUCUUUUUGCUUUCCUCACUAACAAGAAUCUCUCCUGUUUUUGUGUUUUUCUCUUUUUCCCUGUGUUCUUCUUCUCUUCCAUGUAUCUCUGGGAUGAUGCUGGAUUCUGAUUGGGGGUGGGGUACGACUCGUCAUGCUACGCUGCCGCUCGAUUGGACGGCCCUCACACUGUCGCUCCCCACCAACCAAUGGCGAAUGACUGCCCUCUCCUCUACCCUACUGACAAACUAUGAUUUAAAUCUAUUAACUAUUUGUUUCUCCCAAAAUGUGUUUGGAAUAAUGAACUUAAAUCUGUCCUAUUGGAAACAUGUUGCUGCUGUUUUGUGUUGGGUUUUUUCUCUCCCCAUGUUUCUCUCUCCAAAUGUGCCGCCUCUUCCUCUCUUCUGCGUGCUUCCUCUCUUCUUCUUUCAGAGCCCUCGGUGAAGAGAAUGAAAACUGGUUUGGUGGCGUACAGCGGCGACUCCUCUGAUGAAGAGGAGGACCACUCAACCUCCAAAGCCUCAGGGCAAGGUAACCCUGGGGCAGCCCCCCCCACCUCCUCAGUCUGGACUCAGGGCUACCACUGCCCUCCUCCCCCGCUCCCCCGUGCUAAAACACAGCCACAGCAGCAGUCCAUGC